Carica papaya (papaya) is the source of this 2186-nucleotide messenger RNA. It is a transcript of the gene G3PP5, whose product is annotated as Major facilitator superfamily protein. Gene Ontology annotation, biological process: transmembrane transport. The record is from RefSeq and is a predicted model, not a curated record. Gene Ontology annotation, cellular component: endoplasmic reticulum membrane. Lineage: Eukaryota; Viridiplantae; Streptophyta; Magnoliopsida; Brassicales; Caricaceae. Gene Ontology annotation, molecular function: transmembrane transporter activity.
CUUGUCCUGAAAUCCCUUCAUUGUCUUCCUCUUCCUCUCCCUCUCCCCUGCCCUGUAUCCCUCUUCCCAGUACCCGAAGCGGGUGGAAGAUUUUGUUUUUUGUUCUUCUUGCAGGAUUUUUCCGAUUAGUUAUAUCGUUCAUUUUGUAGUUAAAUCGAAUAUCUGGUGUUAGUAUCUAUAUCGCCUUCCGCUGUAUCACUGUGGUUGACCAAAAUCCUUGAGGUCAAAACUUUUGCUUUCUGCAAAAUUCUCCGACGCGUUAAUGAUCAAUCAAUCACGAAAAUGCUAACCCUAGAUCCGUAAACUCCAUCACCAUCAAUUAAAGUAUCUUAACUUCUCUCAACUCUGCUUGGUGUAGAUUUUUUUUUUUUUCUGUAUCAAUACUAUAUUCUAUAUGAUCCACGAUGCAAUCAGAAACAGUAACCCUAGCUCCAGCUUUUACUUUCUUCCCAACCCUUAAACCUCCUAAUAAAACCCUUAUCUUCCACAAAAUCUCUGUCCUAAUCAUUACUUUCCUCGCUUAUGCAUCCUUCCAUGCAUCUCGCAAGCCCCCAAGCAUCGUCAAGAGCGUACUCGGACCCACGAUUGAGUCCAAUUCGUCGACAACUCAAGCUAGUUUAGAUCCACUGAACUCAAAUUCGAGCUCCACGGAUACCGGAUGGGCGCCGUUUGACGGGCCGGAGGGACCACACAGGCUUGGAGAACUCGAUCUCGCCUUCCUUUCAGCGUAUUCGGUAGGCAUGUAUUUUGCAGGACAUGUUGGAGAUAGGAUUGAUUUGAGAUUGUUCCUUGUCUUUGGAAUGAUAGGCAGUGGGCUUUUCACCGUAGGUUUUGGAUUAGGCUAUUGGUUUGAUGUGCAUUUGUUAUGGUACUUCUUGGGUGUCCAGAUUGUGUGUGGUUUGUUUCAGUCAAUAGGGUGGCCUUGUGUGGUUGCAGUGGUGGGAAACUGGUUUGGGAAGGAGAAGAGAGGGUUGAUAAUGGGAGUAUGGAAUUCACAUACAUCAGUUGGUAACAUUAUUGGGUCGGUGGUGGCAUCUGGAGUUUUGGAGUUUGGAUGGGGAUGGUCAUUUGUUGUGCCUGGGAUUCUAGUGAUUCUGGUUGGGGGUUUUGUGUUCUUUUUUCUUGUGGUGAGUCCUGGGGAUUUGGGAUUUGAGGCAGCAGGGAAGGAGAUUGAGAUGAAUGAAAAUGGAAAUGGAGUGGUGAAUUUGGAGAAAGUGGAGACUGAGGAGGCAGUGCUUCUUGAGACUGAAGACUCAGAUCCGUCAGCUCCCAUUGGCUUCCUGGAGGCCUGGAGGUUGCCAGGUGUGGCUCCAUUUGCUUUCUGCUUGUUCUUUUCCAAGCUGGUGGCUUACACGUUUCUCUAUUGGUUGCCCUUCUACAUAAGGCAUACAGCUGUAGCUGGUGUGAAUUUGUCACAUAAAACUGCUGGAAUUCUUUCUACAAUAUUUGAUAUUGGAGGAGUAUUUGGUGGGAUUUUAGCAGGGUACAUUUCUGAUGCAAUUGAAGCUCGUGCAAUUACUUCAAUUGCUUUUUUGUCACUGUCGGUCCCUGCCCUUGUUUUAUAUCGUGUUUAUGGAAGCAUCUCUAUGUUCGCCAGCAUCACGUUGAUGUCUCUUUCUGGAUUGCUCGUAAAUGGUCCUUACUCACUUAUCACAACAGCUGUGGCAGCAGAUCUUGGCACACAGGACCUGAUUAAAGGAAAUUCCCGUGCAUUAGCAACUGUAACAGCAAUCAUUGACGGUACUGGUUCAGUAGGAGGAGCUCUGGGGCCAGUUUUAGCUGGUUAUAUCUCGACAAGGGGAUGGAACAGUGUGUUUUUUAUGCUUAUUGCUUCUAUUUUCUGUGCUUCUUUGUUUUUGAUUCGUAUUGUUAGAAGUGAGAUUAAAACGAAGUUGAAUGAGGGAAAAUGGCAGUGGACUAGCUUCAUGCAGCAUUGAUGCAGAAUUUUGAAGGCAUCACUCGUUAAGUAUGAAUUCUGUACCUUAACCUAAUUAGGAAAAGAUCACACUUUAGAAAGAUAAUCGAGAACUUAAAAUCAUCAUACAUGUAUUUGCAGCCCUAGGAUUGUAUCUCAUUCUUAUAUACGAAAUUCAUGGUCCAUUGAACUUAAAUCAUCAUACAUGUAUUUGUAGCUCUAGGAUUGUAUCUCAUUCUUUAUACGAAAUUCAUGGUCCAUUGAACUUAAA